Suillus plorans is the source of this 1491-nucleotide messenger RNA. Its product is annotated as kinase-like domain-containing protein. Bases 1 to 1491 code for a protein of 496 amino acids. Gene Ontology annotation, molecular function: protein kinase activity; ATP binding. The record is from RefSeq and is a predicted model, not a curated record. NCBI's taxonomy places the organism in Eukaryota, Fungi, Basidiomycota, Agaricomycetes, Boletales, Suillaceae. The transcript is spliced from 12 exons. Gene Ontology annotation, biological process: protein phosphorylation.
AUGCGCAGGAGACUUCAACAUCACCCAAAUAUCAUUCAGUUGUUAGGUACCACUGGAGAUUUCCAAGGUGGUAGCUUCCCUUCUCUUGUGUUCCCCUGGAUGCCAAGUGGAGACCUCCAUUGCUACAUCGCGUACCACGGAGCAGGAAUCGAGGCAUCACUCAAGUUGUCCCUGGCUCGUGAUAUUGCCUCCGGAGUCACUUAUCUCCAUGAGUCCCAUGUGGUUCACGGUAACUUAGAGAGUAAAAAUAUUCUCAUAGGCCCAGAAAAUCGAGCAUAUCUGACCGGUUUCUCUUUGGCAACCGACCUUGAUACCGGUGAACUCUUCAGAAUACCCGAGCCUGGUGGAGUGCGAUUUGCUGCUCCUGAAUGCUUCAUCGACAAGAAAGGCAACAGUUCAUUCAACAGAGAUAUAUACUCAAUCGGCUGUAUCUUACUCCACGUUUUCUCGGGAUGUUUGCCAUGGCAUGAUUCAAGAUCGAGUGACAUUAUCAACAGACUUCGACAGCGUCGUAUGCCACCACGUCCGGUGGGUGGCGGUAUUGAUGAUUCCCUGUGGAAUUUUAUCAAACGCUGCUGUUCCUUUAUACCGCGCGACCGGCCAUCCGCAACACAAAUCCUCGAGUUUCUCGAACAUCAGUAUGAGCCUAGUGAGGUCGAGAUCUCUCCAGAUGACCUGACAGAGAUGCUCUGCAACCGCCCCCUGUUUCACACUGUCGCAGGAGGUUUUGCAUACAUAACAAAGUGUACGCUGAAGAGGGAUUGGAACACUAUACAGGUAGCUGCCAAGUCGAUUCGAUUCCAACGCGAUGUUCCAGAUCAAAAGGAGUACUUGCGUGAACGCAAGCUAUGGGAAAGACUUAUGCAAGAAAACAUCCUACCUCUACUCGGAGUUGCGCGAGGUUUUACCACGAUUCCUGGCUGCGAUGCAUUGGUUUGCCCAUGGAUGGAGAAUGGCACACUCUCACAGUACAUCGACAGGUAUCCGGCAUUGGAACUACGACAGAAAUUAAAACUGCUCUGCAACGUUGCCACCGGCCUUCGUUAUCUUCAUUCGCAAGGCAUUGUACAUGGAGACUUGACAGAUAAUAACAUCCUCGUGGAUGUCAACGGACGCGCAGUGGUCGCUGAUUUUGGCCUGUCUUUCCGAAUAUCGGAACACACUGGGAGUUACCCCGUCACUGCGGCUGCACGGUGGAUGGCACCAGAACUGGCAAUGGACGACGCAACACCGUCUAUACACAGCGAUAUGUAUUCCUUUGGUUCCAUCAUGAAUUACGUCAUCUCUGGUGAACUUCCCUUUGCGUCUGAACAAAAAUCGCCAUAUCCCGCCAUUUUUCGAGGCGAAGCACCCUGCACAGGUCGAGGCAAUAAUGUAUCUCAAGAGCAUUGGGAUUUUAUCCAACGGUGCUGGGGACACAUAGCCUCUUCUCGUCCAUCCGCUGAAGAAGCUUGUGAAUUUCUGCGAAGCGAACUUGAUUCAAACGUUUAA